Rubroshorea leprosula is the source of this 496-nucleotide messenger RNA. The record is from the annotation of a GenBank genome assembly. Lineage: Eukaryota; Viridiplantae; Streptophyta; Magnoliopsida; Malvales; Dipterocarpaceae.
GUUGUAGAUGCCUCAAACUCCUUUUCUCUCCUAUGCUGCACAAUCCCAGCCAUCUCCAUAUGCAUGUCCGCUCAGCCCACCUCAUUCCCAUGUGCAUGCUGGACAAUAUAUCCUCAGCCAUCUCCAUGUGUUAUGCAAUUCUCGACGCGUCCUUCUCCUACGUGCUACACCAUCCUAGCUCAGCCAUUGAUCUCCAUGUACGUACGUGUUCUGCACCCAUGCUGCAGAUAUCCACCUUGCUAGCUCCAAUUCUCCUGCAUGCUGGAGAUAUCCUAAGCCAUCUCCAAUCGAAUCCUUCUCCUACUGUGUGCUGCAAUUCUCUCCAGCCGACUAUAGGAUCUCAAGUCAACAUUCGACUCUUAGCAUCAACAUUCGACUCUCAGCAUCAACAUUCGACUCUCAACAUCAACAUUCGACUCUCCGAGUCAACAUUCGACUCUCAGCAUGAACAUUCAGCAUCAACAUUCGACUCUUAGAAUCAACAUUCGACUCUCAG